AUAAAGUAAAUAGAGAGCUUUGAUCAAAAGCUUCAUUCCCUCAACUGAAAAAAUUUCCAAGUUUGAUUGCCAAAAAGGCAAAAACCCCAUUUUGUCUUCAGUGUCUCUUUCUACAAUAGAGGGAAAUUUGUAGGGUUUUGUUUUGUUUGUGAUCGGGCCAAGUUGUGGAAAGAAAUCCUUCGAAUUAUGAUGGAGGAUUCAAGAAUGCGUGGGAACAUGAGGGAGAUGAAUCUUGCUUCGAGAAGGGCUGAAGAAGCUGCUUUGAGAAGAUAUCAAGCUGUCCAUUGGCUUGAUUACCUUGUGGGCCCACUCGGAAUCCCGAGCCAGACGACUGAAAAACAGUUCAUUUCUUGCCUGAGAAAUGGGUUGAUCCUCUGCAAUGUAAUCAACAAAAUUCAACCUGGUUCAGUUCCAAAGGUCAUAGAAAAAACUUCGGCUUCACCAGCACUCUUGUGGGAUUCCCAGCCAUUGCCGGCUUAUCAAUAUUUUGAGAAUGUCAGGAACUUUCUAGUGGCCGUUCAAGAAUUGAAGCUUCCUAAUUUUGAGGCUUCUGUUUUUGAGAGGGAAAAUCUCCAAGCAGGGUCAUCAACCAAAGUUGUUGAUUGCAUUUUGGCACUGAAGGAUUAUUAUGAGUGGAAACAAAUGACUGGUGGCAAUGGAUAUUACAAACCGCCCAGAUCCCCUCAUGUUGUGCAUUCAGCUGGUAGAGUCAAUGCUCGGGCUCCAGAAUUUGUUUCUUGUGAUAGUGCCAGAAAAUUAGAUAUGUCGAAAUGUGUCAACAAACCAAUGCCAUCAGAAAUCGAUCUCAGAAAGCUUGAAGAUAAAAUUGACAAAGCACUGGCUCAGCAUAUGACUGACACUAAGGAGAACAUGGAUGGUAAUCAAGUUGCUGCUUAUCAUAGUGGAAAUGCGGAUUCACUGAAUCUUUUCAGCAAGAUUCUCUCAACUUGCCUAGAGGAACAAUUUCGAGCAACAUUUCCCGAGAUGAAGUCAAGUAUUCUGGAUUAUUUGAAACAAAGAAGUUGCUCAACUGUGCAUCCCACUUCAAAGCCUAUUGAAGAUUUGUCCAAUCUGAAAAACCGCAAGUGUUGCAGAGCUUGCUUGAGGAAGGGUAACUGCAACCACUGGAGUCUAGUUGAGCAACAAGAAAAAGAGCUCUCUAAUAUCAAGCUGUUGUUAUCAAGUACAAAGCAAGACGUUGAGAGUCUCCAGUUACAGAUUCAAAAUGACUUUAAAGAACUUGGAGAACAAGUGCUUGAGAUGUCUAAUGCUGCUCUUGGUUAUCACAAUGCCGUUAAAGAGAAUAGGAAUCUUUACAACAUGGUUCAAGAUCUGAAAGGAAAUAUUCGGGUUUACUGCAGGAUUAGACCAGCCCAUGAUUCCAAAGUGCAAAAUGUUAUUGAUUUUAUUGGAAACGAUGGGUCUCUAGUGGUUGUAGAUCCAAAACCUAUUAAAGAUGGAAAGAAAAUAUUCCAAUUUAAUCAUGUGUUUGGUCCAUCAGCUAGUCAAGCUGAGGUUUUUAGAGACACUCAGCCCCUUGUUAGAUCCGUAUUGGACGGUUACAAUGUUUGCAUAUUCGCUUACGGUCAAACCGGGUCAGGAAAAACACAUACCAUGUAUGGUCCUCCGUGUGGAUCAACCGAGCAGAUGGGAAUCAGUUAUUUGGCUCUUACCGAUCUUUUCGAACUGUCGGACCAAAGAAAGGACGUCACAAAGUAUGAAAUUCAAGUGCAGAUGGUUGAGAUUUACAACGAGCAAAUUCACGAUCUUCUUGCCAAGGACUCGGGCUCCAAAAAAUAUCCUUUCUGCAUUUUGAGACAUUCUCAACAGCUUAAUUUCAAUUGUGUGAGCGAGAACAGCAGCUUGGUUCUCCCAGAUGCUACACUUUGUCCUGUUAAGUCAGCAAAUGAUGUCAUAAAGUUAAUGAAACUCGGUGAAGUAAAUCGUGCAGUUGGCUCGACAGCAAUUAAUGUUAGAAGCAGCCGUUCACACAGUGUACUGUCUGUGCAUGUGCAUGGGGAAGAUGCUUCCGGAAGCUUGAUCCACAGUUGCCUCCAUCUGGUGGAUUUAGCUGGCAGCGAGCGUGUGGAUAAGUCAGAAGUGACGGGUGAUGGGCUUCGAGAGGCACAGCAUAUAAACAAAUCUCUUUCUUGUUUGGUCGAUGUUAUAACGGCUUUGGCCCAAAAGAACUCUCAUAUUCCCUACCGAAACAGCAAGCUCACUCUACUUCUCCAGAACUCCUUGGGAGGAAGUGCAAAAACGUUGAUGUUCGCUCAUGUGAGCCCGGAAGGCGAUUCUUUUGGAGAGACAAUGAGCACUUUAAAGUUUGCUCAAAGAGUUUCUACUGUGGAACUCGGUGCAGCUCGUGCGAAUAAGGAAAGCAGUGAGGUUUUAGAGCUCAAAGCAGAGAUAGAGAACCUUAAAAAGGCCUUAGCUGACCGUGACAUCGUGACACCCCCAACGAAAAGAUUCAAAGAGGCAGCUAAAACACCUCCAAAAUCGAGAAGGUCAAGCAUCGAGAAGGUGACCCCACCAAAGUCCACAAGAAGGCUGAGCAUUGAAUAUGGGGCCAAAACCCCCUCAGUCUUCCCACCAAGGCCCAACAGAAGGCUGAGCAUCGAGUCGAGUGGGCCCGAACAAGAAACCUCCCGACCCGCAAAAGCCCGAUCACGAAGGUUGAGCCUCGAGGGCCCGAAAAACGAGCUAGUGAACUGUUCUGACCAACAGCAGGUGGGUUUUCGGUCGCAAAAGAAUAAUCCCUGUCAGCUCGGGUACAGAGUGGGCCGGGCCCCUUUGAGCCCGUUAAGCUCUUCUUCAGUCACCAAAACACCGGUCGAAAAAAUUGAUACAGCCACAAUGAAGGUUAGAACACCCGAGCCACAGUUGUUAAAACCGGAAAUGCAAACGCCUUGCUCGACGACUCACAAAAAAGGUUCUCAAUUGAGAAAAUCACUUCGGACGAUUGGCAAGUUGAUCAAUGGUUCGGAAAAGAGGAACCAACAAAAACCAACUGAAAUAAUGUUGCCAGGUGGUAGUGUGGGCCCAAAAUCUGCGAUAUCAUCGAAUGCAAGGGCCGUGAGGAGACAGUCGUUGACAGGCGUACAACAACCUACUUCUCGGCGGUCUUCACUUGGAGGGGUCUCGACUGACUCUUAUGACAAUGGAAAUAGAAAUGCUGGGACAACACCUCCUCAGGUUCGGGCCUCGACAAAGCUCACAAAACGUUGGAUUUAGGAUGAUGACUUUUUAGUUAGGCUUACUUGAAACAUGUUGAUGUUCUUCUUUUUCUUUAUCGGGUACUUCGACUUGAAGCGCCCAACGAGAGAGGUAAAACGAGUUCUUUAUUUUGUUGAUUGAUACAUGGAGAUCGGCUAUACGAAGUGUUAUUUUAAUGGAAAACAGUAUUUCAAUCUUUAGAAUAACAAUUUUCUACAUUUUAUUCCUUUUGAUUAUGAACUAGUAAAUGAUUCUAUGCUCCUUGCCUCCUUCCUAGCAAGCCUCUUAAUUC
Striga asiatica is the source of this 3508-nucleotide messenger RNA. Lineage: Eukaryota; Viridiplantae; Streptophyta; Magnoliopsida; Lamiales; Orobanchaceae. The record is from the annotation of a GenBank genome assembly.